Messenger RNA from Pararge aegeria (speckled wood butterfly), 2164 nucleotides. RefSeq lists its product as uncharacterized. The coding region runs from base 191 to 2164 and encodes 657 amino acids. The transcript is spliced from 3 exons. The record is from RefSeq and is a predicted model, not a curated record. Lineage: Eukaryota; Metazoa; Arthropoda; Insecta; Lepidoptera; Nymphalidae.
AAUGCGCUGUGUAAAAACUCUUAAAAAUGUUUUAUACUUUAGUAAUAUUUUAAUCAUUGACAAUUUCGUUCAUUGACAUACCAAAAAAAUGUAUUUAAUCUAGAUGGCAUUUCAAAAUUCUUCACGUUAAAUCUAUCUGUGCAUUUUGGUCAAAAUAUUUCAAAUUAUUGCGUAGAAAAUCUCAUAAUAAAUGGAAAACAAAAGUCGUUUGAACAUGAAAAAAGAUAGAGGCGACCAAAUAAAAAAAAAUGUCAAACCUAAAGCUGUACCGAAAAUAGAUGCGGAAGCAACAAAAGAUUUCGUCAAAGACAGAGGAGAUUCUGUACCUAAAACAGUCGGGGAGAAAUUCAAUCCUAGAGAAACAAAACACAAUGAUUUAAAUAAUCAUUUAGUCAAAAAAUCUGUAGAUUUUGUGGCCGUUAGAGGUGUACCAAAAUACACAAAAAAUAUUCUCAAAAAUGUUCAACACAGUGAAGCCAUAAGUUUAGAUAAGUCUGUUUCUAAUGAUCGUAAACAGAAUGAGCCAGAAGGUUUAUAUAGAUGUGCUCAGAAGCAGAUUAAGCCAAAAGGUUUAGAUCUGUCUGUUCCGAAAAUUACUAAACGGAAUGAGCCAAAAAGUUCAGAAAAAUCUGGUCCCAAUGAUACUAUUAAGCCGAUUAAGCCAAAAGAUUUAGAUAAAUCAGCUGCCAAUAAUAUUAAACUGAAUGAACCAAAAAGCUUAGAUAAAUGUGCCCCUGGAAAAGGUAAUUCUUUGCUUAUACCGCUGAAUACCAAAUCAAUAAAAAGUAAAAAUUUGGUAGAGAAAUAUGGUCCAGUUGAAUCUGUAAAUACUAAACAUAAUGAGAUAUUAAGUAGAAGAUCUAAGAAAUUACAUCCUAUUAGUUUGGUGACUGAUAAAGGUGAUUCGAAAACGGUAAAAGAUAAAAAACUUAAAUCAACUAAACAUGAUGAAGUACAAAACAUGGAUGAAUCAAAGAAUAUUGUUUACGUUGCUAAGAAGAACGUCGUUAAAACUGAAAAACAUGUGUCUCGUUUAUUAGAUGUCGAUGAGAAGAAGCGAAUAAGGGAGAAAUAUACAUUUAAACCCAACGCUAAAGCUAAAAAUAAUAAAAUUGAUGUCAAUAGUAACUUGGAGGAUUCACCAGUUGAAGAUAAUAACGAUAUUUUUGAAAAGCGUAAAAACGUAACAGAUAGAAAAGAAAAGUUGAACGAUAAUGCUUAUUUCGAUAGCACUAAAAUUGAUAGAGCUUCCAACUCCACAGAAAAAUCACGAAAACGUCCAAUCAUAACGACUAUUGUGGCAAAGAACGAUGCCACCAAAGUAUAUAAAGCCGUGUCAUUUGCUAAACAAAAGCGAGAAUUAAGUGAUAAGGUUUUGAUCAAACACAUCAAUAUAAAUAUACCGAAUGAUGCGCUGGCAGAAUAUCCAAAAAUACCAGCGUUACCAAAGCCGACUUAUGAAGAUAACUUGAAAGAAAAUAUGAAAAACCCUAAAAAAUCUCAAAAUAAUGACAAAAACUUGAUAAAAAAUAUGAAAACCCCAAAUAUUUCUCAGGUUAACGACGAAAACUUACUGAGAAAUAUGAAAAAGCUAAUGACUCAUCUAAGUAGUGCGGGUAGCUUGGUGAAUAACACGAAAACAACAAAUGUUUUAGACAGCAAUAAUCCGAACUUGACGAAAAACCCAAAAAUAUCAACUGAUACUUUACUCGGAACUUCUAAAAUAACAAAACUGUUACAGUGUGAAGCUAUCGGCAUGAAAAAAUUUGCGAAAGCGCCAAAGAUCAUACAGAACAAUAACUCUGUUAGCAGGACAAGUGUGAGAACGAAAAUAAGUAAGAAGGAUAAAAGGAAACGUUUGAAGUGUAAACUGUCUCGAUUUUCGUUAAGUCCAGAAAGCGCAUCGCCGGAAACGGAAGUAGCAAAAUGGGCGCCAAAUUCCAUAGACGAACACACAAAACCGUACUAUGAGGCGUGGGUCACUCCAACGUUGUCGGCCGUCUCUAGGGACCCCAAAAAGGACAAGCUAUAUCACGAGAAUCAAAAGCUCAUCAAAACUUUAAAAAAACUGAUGGAGAGAGAGUCCGAAAGCUACGAAUUAAUUCACGAAAACUAUAUGGAUGCACGCUUUACGGGGAAGAUUAAAAUUAAUCAUAGACAAUAA